Molecule: messenger RNA, 1377 nt
Organism: Fusarium fujikuroi IMI 58289
Lineage: Eukaryota; Fungi; Ascomycota; Sordariomycetes; Hypocreales; Nectriaceae
Product: related to protein TOL
Exons: 1
Coding region: 1-1377 (458 amino acids)
Source: RefSeq, a predicted model, not a curated record
AUGGGUCAUCAAAAGUGUCAAUACUCAAGAGACAUCGUCCUUCCCACGCGUGUAAUAAAUGUCAGCGGCCAUACUGCGCAGCUCCAGAUCAAUGAUACAGAAGCUCGAGGAACAUACCUCGCCUUGAGCUACUGUUGGGGUAAACCGGACCCGAAAAUGCAAAGCAGACUAUCAGAACUACGCCUAAAUAACGAGCAAGAUCUCGUAAAGGAGAUUAAACUUCAAGAAUUGGAACAGUCUGUCCAAGACGCAAUACGUGUGACUCGGGAACUGGGGUUUUCUUAUCUCUGGGUGGAUAGAUUGUGCAUCAUUCAAAACUGCACAGAUGAUAAGAGACGAGAGAUUAGCAAGAUGGCGACGACAUACAAGAAUGCUGCUAUAACAUUGGCUGCUGGGACUGCUACAAGAGCAUGUGAAGGAUUCUUGGGAAAAUUGCCUGGCAAGAAUUCUACGUAUUUGCCGGAGAAUCAGUUCCAUAUACCGAUGAAGGAUGGAAGUACAGGGACUGUCUAUCUGUCAGGAAGCCCAUAUCAGCCCCACCAUCCUCUAGACAAAAGGGGGUGGACUCUUCAAGAGUAUAUGCUUUCGUCCCGUAUGCUCAUCUUCUCAGAUUACCAACUCCUUUGGCAGUGCCAGGAAACUGAACUGCAGAGCGUUACGGGAAAUGAUAUCGGGAUAGAAUACCAGCAACAUCUUGAGUCAUUGCCUUGGGCUUCCUUUGACGAGGAUGGUGAACCGUCCUACGGAACACAUGAUUCAGAGAAACUCUAUCUCUGGAAGACCAUCAUCGUUCAGUAUACAAAAAGGCUGCUGAAAGACCCCGAAGAUAGGUUGCCAGCGGUCACGGGUAUCACCACUGAGUUACAAAAGGUCUGGCGAGACUCUCAUAUCUACGGUCACUGGGAGCGAUGGUUUAUCCAACUUCUGGCAUGGUACAAGCCUGACAACGAAAGGAUGAAGGAAAGGCACACUAAGAGAGCUCCGAGUUGGUCCUGGGUAUCACUUGAUGGACCAAUUCGUUUCGAAGACCCGAUGGAAAUUGAGGACGCGAAGAUCGAGGUUUUGACAGCAGCCAAGGUUAGGCUAUCCUGUCGACUACUUCAGUUCAGAGAUAUAAGCCCUCAAAAGCGGUGCACACUGUCUACAAUGUUGGAUCUUGUGGAGUCAGCUUCAGAUAUCGAAUUCGCAGGGAGGAAAUGCGAGUAUCUUCUCUUGGGCAAAACUGGCAGUUAUCAACAGGAAACCGGAGUUGCUAUAAUGAUAGUCAAAGCCCCUAGUGGAGGUUAUAAGAGAGUCGGUUUAGCCCUGUUUGAAGACAUGGCAGUUUGGACUGGUGUAAAGUUCCAGAGUGUUGAUCUGGAGCCAAAGGAGAAGUAG